GGUAACCCCACGGUCUAUGAUAUUACUAAGUUUGGAGCUGUAGGAAAUGGUGCCACCAAUUCUUUCAAGGCGUUUUUGAACACAUGGAUCCAAGUGUGUAAUAGUCCUGUACCAGCAACGCUACUAGUUCCUAAAGGGGAUUUUUUGGCUGGUCCAGUUAUUUUCGCCGGUCCAUGUAAGAGCAAAGUGACCGUCGAUGUUCAAGGAACGGUCAUCGCUACAACGAGCGGAUACGCGACUCCUGAAUGGAUCUUAUUCGAGCGUGUCGACAACGUGCUCCUCACCGGAACUGGUACAUUCCACGGUAAAGGUGAAGAUGUAUGGAAAGCAGAUGGAUGUGGCAAAAAGGUCCAAUGCAAUCUUCCUCCAACGUCUCUCAAAUUCAGGAACAUGAAAAAUGUUGAAAUCAGUGGCAUAAGCUCGGUGAAUGCAAAAGCCUUCCACAUGUUCUUAGUAAAAACUGAAAAUGUUAAGAUCCACAACAUUAAGCUUGUCGCCCCUGCUGAAAGUCCCAACACGGAUGGUAUCCAUUUGAGCAAUGCAGACCACGUUUCCAUCCUCGAUAGUACAAUAGCAACUGGAGAUGAUUGUGUCUCAGUGGGCCGUGGCUGCAACAACGUAACCGUGGAACGUGUGGUUUGCGGUCCAGGACACGGUUUAAGUAUCGGUAGUCUUGGUAAGUACAAGCACGAGGAAGACGUGAGCGGAAUCCACGUUAACAACUGCACAAUGAUAGAGACAGACAAUGGACUUAGGAUCAAGACCUGGGGUGGUUCAGAUCCAAGCAAAGUUGUGGACGUUAAGUUUGAAAAUAUCAUCAUGCAAAGUGUUAAGAACCCAAUCAUCAUUGAUCAAAACUACGGUUCAAGAGGCGGCGAUUCACGAGUUGAGAUAACAGAUGUGUUGUUCAAGAACGUAAGAGGAACAACAAUUACACAUGAUAUUGUUCAGAUAAUGUGUAGCAAAUCAGUGCCAUGCAAAGGAGUCAACGUUGUUGAUGUGAACUUGGCCUACGUAGGCAAGCCAGGAGGAGAGAAAAAAUCGUCUGCAGGCGGUUUAGUCGGAGCUUUUUGCGACAACGCCAAUGUUAUCUUCGGUGGAAAACUUAGCUUUCCUAUGUGUCCCAAAUAAGUUUUUUGAUAUAAAAAAAAAUUAUUAAUUAAAAAAAAAAACUCAAAAGUUUCCACAAACA
This is a messenger RNA of Camelina sativa (false flax), 1192 nucleotides long. Its product is annotated as exopolygalacturonase. Gene Ontology annotation, molecular function: polygalacturonase activity. NCBI's taxonomy places the organism in Eukaryota, Viridiplantae, Streptophyta, Magnoliopsida, Brassicales, Brassicaceae. The record is from RefSeq and is a predicted model, not a curated record. Gene Ontology annotation, biological process: carbohydrate metabolic process.